Messenger RNA from Leptinotarsa decemlineata (Colorado potato beetle), 3947 nucleotides. It is a transcript of the gene Tango10, whose product is annotated as Transport and Golgi organization 10. Gene Ontology annotation, molecular function: protein binding. NCBI's taxonomy places the organism in Eukaryota, Metazoa, Arthropoda, Insecta, Coleoptera, Chrysomelidae. The record is from RefSeq and is a predicted model, not a curated record.
UUACAUAUUUCAUGGUUAUGUUUAUAAAAAAUAUUUCAAAAUUUAUCAGUUUUAAUAAAACGUAUUCUCAUCAAUUUACAUUCAUGUCAUCACAAAUUUCAACGUGGCGAGUACCCAAAAUGAACUAAUUGACCUCUUGGUGUCAUUUUUUGACUUAGUAAGUAGUUAUUUCAAAGGAAAAUGUUCAAUCCUUUCAGUAAUAUAAAUGAAAAUAUAGACUCAUCCCCUUCCAAAAAUCGGCGAAGGGGCUCUGCAGGGGAUAUCAACGACUCGUGCCAAAAGAUGGUGGACAAUUCAGAAAAUAUUUUAAAAGUACUCAAGAGAUUAUAUUUUGACAAACAAAUGUGCGAUGUCUUCCUACAGGUGGGCAGUAAAGAAUACGGUGCCCACAGAAUCAUUUUAUGUGCCUCUAGUGAUGUCUUUCAGGCAAUGCUUAUGAGUCCAGAAUGGACAGAAUGGCACGAAAGCAGAGUUCAGCUCCAAGAAAUGACUAUUUGUGAACCAUAUUUCCAUAUGUUUCUAGAAUAUUUUUAUACCGGUAAAAUUUUAAUCACUCACACAAAUGUGAUGCCAAUCCUGGCUCUGGCCGACAAAUAUAUAGUUAGGAGUCUCACAAGGACUUGUUUGAACUACAUGUGCAAGCACGUACCUCACGCAUCAUCACACAACCAGCUGUUCUCUUGGUUACAAUACAGCAUGGUUUGUGGGCAUCAAAAAGUAUUCGACACAUGCCAAAACUUUAUAAAAUGGAAUUUUGAAUCGGUUGCUAAUACGCCUGACUUUAGCAACUUUGACAUUGAUACGUUUGUGAGAAUCUUGCAGCAGAGUGAUAUCGUUGUACAUAACGAGAUGGUCCUCUAUAACUGUGUUGUGCGGUGGCUGGAUUUGCAAAAAAUAAAGCUUUGUCAACAUCAGGCAACUAACGAAGAUAUCGAGGAGGAGUAUAAGAUUUUGGUGGAGAGGAUUAUGCGAUAUAUAAGAUUUCCUAUGAUGACUCCCAGGGAGUUGGCAGACCUGCUGCUUUCCCCUGUCAUCAAGCAGCAUAAAGAGUUCUUUGUAGAUCGCAUGGCCAUAGGAAUGAAGUAUCACUCAGGAUACUCGGACCAAAUAAUGAGUUACUACAACACUGAAGAAGGGAAAUUGUUGUUUACCUCUCGGUUGUACACUUCAGACAGUUGCAGUGCUUUGUUGACUAUAGAGAAUUUCCACGACAUUCCCAACUAUCACACAAGUACUUUUGUAUUUUCUUCCCAUCUUUCUGCGGCAGAGCACGAGUCUCACAAGAUCAACGAGUGGCUGGUUGAUCUCUACCCCAAGGGGGUUUGGUUUAAAAAAUGUUUUCUUAUCGUGUGGCAGGGAACCCUUGAAGUGCCUCAGGAAAUCCUUUCUACAGUACGACUUUCCUUAACGUGUCGUGAGCUCUCUGAAUUGGAAAUGCGAGUUCGAAUAUCAGUAUUGAUUUACGGACUGCAAGGAGGCAUCGAACACGUUACAGAAGUCAGGGAGAAGGUCCACCAUUUCACUCCACAGGAGAAGGUAGUGAACAUAGACGACUUGAUUCCUUUCGACGAACUCAAUCCCCCCGCCGUGAUGCAAGGAGAGCGAGAGACUCCGUACUUAGUGGGACCGAACAGAGACAAGCUGAAAUUGAACCUGGUCAUUGCACCUAUCAGGUAGCACGAUGACCAUAGUUGUUUGGUUUUCAGAAUAGUGAUGGCAGAAUGAAUGACUUGGGGCUGAUAUAUGGAUCAUACUUCGGAGAUAUGGAAGUUUUUUUGGUAUAAGUACUUGGGAGAUUCAUGAUCUGAAAUAUAAUUUCAUUUAUGCAAAAUGGGAAAUAAAAUAAUUUUUCGGGAAAAAUAUGAAUCAGUUCAAAAAUUUGUUUUUUGACAAAUAGGUUUUGAAACAAUCUGCACGGUAACUUUGUAUGUAGUAACGCUAUAAAAAACACUAAAUCUCGAAGCUCUAUGUCAAGUCUACAAAACAAUUGAAAUCUGUCAGUUAUAAGAUUCAUUAAAUGUUAUCAUUCUCAUGGUAGAAUACAUUUUUUUCAAAUAUCUUUGUUUGUGUCAAUGAAAUCUUGUAAGGAUUUUCAAAAAAGAAGAAAAGACACCAUCUGAUCGAUGAUUUUGAACUGAAAAUUGGUCGAUUUUUCAAAAUCUUGACUCCUUUAUAAGUUUCGGUUCAGUUGGGAUAUUGGUUAACGAUUUUUUCUUAUCCGAUUCUAAGGACCAUUUUUUUACAUUUCUCCAAAACGUCAACAGUGAAUGUACAAUAAUAUUUGAAAAAGAUCCAACCAUGAUCUGAUUCUUGUUCAAAAUUAAAAGUGACUUGGUUAUUUGAAUAUUGAUAUGUCUCCAAUUUUCAGUUCACUUUUUAUGUCAUGCAGCUGUUAUUGACAAGAGGAUCAUAUUUCAUAUUCCUUCUAAAUAUAUGUUUUCAGUAUUAGCAAAAGAAAAGUGCAAUAAGCCCAUGAAACUGCAGUGUUUUUGGAGACUUGGAAUAGUGACUCUUCAGCACAAAAAAUCAGUAAAAGCAUAACUUUGUUCAUUGCUGAGGAAAAGGUUUAAUAACUUUUCUUAAUUUGCAUUUUAAAAGUUAACAAUAUAUGGGCUUCUCAUUAAUAAUCGCUCAUGGAGAUGUGGACAAAUUUCUCUCUUAAAAUUCACAGUGUGUCCUACAAAAUACUACAAUUUGGUCAGUAACAAAUACUUUUUUUAAUAGGUAAUAGGGCCAAUAUCAUGCACAAAUUAUGCCAGAGGUCAAUACAAAUCAAAGUAGAUUAGGCAUUCUCAGAAAUCACUUUGUACAGAAUAUAUUUGAAAAAUUUCGUAAACUAAUUGUGGAAGAGAAAGAGGUGAAAACUUUCAUAUAGUAUUCUCAAAACUGACAGUUAAAAUUUAAUUGCGUCAUUCAUCUUAUUGUAGAGAAAUAAAUGAUUUUUUGUUUUCAAUGCUAUCGAAAUUGAAUUCUCAUAGAUGAAUAUUUAAAUUGAUUUUAGUAUAAGUCACAAUAUUUAUAAAAGAAAUAAGAACGCCAAAAAAUCUGUUUUCUCCACACCUCCAGUCAAAAGAAGCAUUAAAAAAAACGAGCAAUUAUUGAAACAUAAUUUUUUAACUUUCCAGAAUGAGUUUUUUCGAAUAUAUAUUGUACAAAAAGGGUGGUUGGAAAUCCUGAAUAUGAAAGGUAUUUUAAUUUAUAUUGACUCUUGAUAUAAUUUUUGCAAAAAUGGAUCCUAUUACCCCCUGAAAAAGGGUAUGUCAUUAUUUUUUAUUAAUAAACCUAGUUCUAUGUUCUGUAACUCUAAAAAGUUGGUCGAAAUCAUACUUUCGCCAGAAAUACGGGGUGACUCGAUUAAAGUGGGGCACACUGUAUAUUCAUUGGAUGUCACUUUAUGAUAUUAGGGUUUCCAUGUUUUAAAUAAAAAAUUGGUGAAUCCGUGUUAUGUUUUCUGAACGAUCAUAAAUUUUCCUUUGAAAAUGGGGUAUUUUUAUUAGAAUUUCACAUAGUUUUCAAAUUUAUUAGCUUCAUAGUAAAAUGAAAACUGAAUUUUCACAUAUAAGUUAGAGGCAUGUUUUGUAUUGAAAUGAAUUUUGUCAUAUUCUUAUUCCAGAAAAAAAUCCAAGGACAAAUGAGAGAAUUUUGAACUAUUAAAUUUCAAUAUUUUGUUUAGGUUAUAUUUUAUAUUUGCUUAUUUGUUUUGCUUUUAAAUUACUGGAAAGUAUUGACAUAAUUAAAACCUUGACAAGAAAAUAAUAAUUUAUAUUUGCAUUGGAAAAAUGUAAACUGGACAAGUGCCAUAUUAUUGAAUACUUUGUUUGCCAUUGAAAAUGGCAUGCUAUACAUUUAUUACUAGCUUGCAAAUUAAAUGAUUAGAUAUUAAGUUCAUCAUUUUAAUUACAAGAUGUAAACCGUUUCAUCAAAAUAAAAGUUUAAUACUGUUAUUA